UAAUGUUUCUGUGAGUAAAUCAAAUUCAAGUUGUCAACGGGAGUCUACGUGUGUCACUUAUAUAGUCAUUCUGUGUUUGCAAAUCUGUAUCGUAAUGUGCUAAGGUGAACAUUGACGCCGACCUUGUGCCGUCUCGCCGAUGGAUGCCACAGGUGAACACUAAUCAGAAUCAGAUAGAUGACCACGGACAACAGUACGGAAUCUCGGCAUUUAAUGGAUAAAUGCCUGAAUCCUACAGGAUACGGGAAAAUGCAGCACAGCAACGAACAUAAGGAAUACUCCCUUCGAAAUUCGAUUUGGGAGUCAAUGAGGUCAGAUCGAGCCGGUUAUAAGCCAGAGGAAAACUACAGAAGGCGAACGCUAAUUAUUGAGAAAAAGAACGGCAGCUAUGGCUUCACGUUACAAGCCUGUGGAAUACACUUCAAGAAGGAAGAUGACAUGAAUAAAGAGACCAUGAUAGCGUAUGUGAACCACGUUGACGAAGGCAGCUCCGCGGCAGCGGCUGACAUGAAGGAAGGUGAUAUAAUUGUCUCUGUCAACGACGCUGGCAUGGGACACUCUGACUACGAUACAAUUAUGAGUGCCAUCAACGCGUCAGAGGCACGUAUGCGUAUUGUCGUGAUGUCCGAUAACUGCGUUAGGAAAGAUUACUUACACCAUAAUUAUAUAAACAUACACCAGCGCCUGACCGAUAAAAUGAAAGAGCUUUACGAACUUGAAAGAAGGGAGCGUCAAAUUAUCGAUACCAUCAGGAAAAGUCACCGCCUUCCGUCGCAGGACAAGAACUUUUCACCUUCAGAUAUCAUUUCAGAUUCUGAUGAGAACCAAAACAGAAACAGCGUGUGUUGGCGACCUUCUCUGCCAAGUGAAAGCGUCGUUGAACAAGCUGGCUUCAAACAAGGCGAAUUUUCUCAAGAAAAUAAACCAAUGAAAAAUAAUCAGGUAAAUAUAUUGACUCAGAGAACAGACACAAUAUAUCCGUACAUGAAUUUGAUUAAUGCUAAUUUAUCUAGCCCCUGUUCUGAAAGAUACAAAGUUUUGAUGUCAGAAUCUAAUAAAAAUAGCCAACGCAGCAUGCAAUCAAUUGCAGCCAGUAAUGUGAGUGCAAUGUGCAAGAAUCCAGUACAGAGCUACAAUACAUCUGUGAGUGACGACUUAUUGUUUCGGGAGAGCGAUAGGUCUGAAUAUAACUCAUCUAAAGUAAACUACCAAAGUCCUCAUCACCAAGUGAUGCCCAAGUCUUGGGAUAAUUUAGCAACAACAAGUAACGAUGGAUAUAGAUUUGAUUAUGGAUACCUGGACACUCAAAUUAAGCAGUCUCAGAUCAGACUGGAGAGCCAAGGUAACACUAAUAGCCAUAAUAUAUACAACCAUCAGGAUUACCAACAUUAUAGCCAGGAUAAUCGUGCGAAACAAAUAGGGCCUGCCAGCCAUUUUUCGAGAUAUGUCCCAAGUCCUCAGUAUCAAGGUUAUCCAACAGAGAAUUUGUUACCCGUCUCCAAGUCUCAAAUCGCGAGUGGUUUAGACAAUCGCCUGGUGUACGACUAUGCAGAGAAACCCGACUUCUAUAGCCAGGCGAGAGCAUCGGCACACACAACAGAUAGAGCAAGCUCGGGAGCAGCUCACACUAGCUAUUGUGCUCCCCGAAUCCUAUAUCCUGUUCACGGUUAUGAUAAGAAAGAAUGUUAGCUCGUUAUUCAAAAGUUUGCAUAGAUUGUUAACGGCGUUAUCAUAUCUAAGUUUUUAGUUUGUGUUUAUUUUCAUUUGUAUUCUUUUUCAAGUUUUUACUUUAUCAUUCAUAUUUGAAUGUUGUGUUAAUGAUGCGGGCCCAUCAAGUAAUACAUUGUGAACCAUCUU
Molecule: messenger RNA, 1857 nt
Organism: Leptidea sinapis
Lineage: Eukaryota; Metazoa; Arthropoda; Insecta; Lepidoptera; Pieridae
Exons: 3
Coding region: 178-1689 (503 amino acids)
Molecular function (GO): protein binding
Source: RefSeq, a predicted model, not a curated record